ACAGAUUCGCCUACCUCAUCUCUCGCCAUGGCAACGGUGGCAUCGAGGCUCCUGCGGGCCGCCCGCAACGCAUCCCUCGCAUCUCGCACCGCUGCUGCUGCCGCAUCUCGCGCCUCCCGGUCAGCGCGUGCGCCCGCCGCCGCCGCCGCUCGCGCCGCCCGCUUAGCCUCGGCCUCAGACACCGUAGCUCUCCGCGACAGCUGCCCAACUCGCGGCGAUGCCUCCGGCACGAAGCCCCGUGGCCGUGACGCUCCCCGCUUCUGCCUCGUCGAAUACCUUUCCAGCGCCGAGUACAAGCGCUUGCCAGAUGAUGUCAAGUACCCGACGGAGCCCUAUGGGCCAUGUAUGAGUGCUGGUGCAAGGCUCAUAACGAGGAACGCGACCGUGCCGACAUGGCUCGCCGGUUCAAAAUAUUCAGAUGCAAUGCAGAGGAUGCGCACCACUGGAACAGCCAUCUUCCUCCAGACCCAGAGGAAGCGGCCGUUCUCCUUCGGAAAAGAGAAGAGGUCAAAUUACUUCUUUCAAAAGGCGAGGACGUCUCGCACUUCGAUGAGUGGCAUCUGCCGACGGAAUUAGGUCCGUUUGCCGAUGGCGG
This is a messenger RNA of Triticum aestivum (bread wheat), 595 nucleotides long. RefSeq lists its product as uncharacterized. Lineage: Eukaryota; Viridiplantae; Streptophyta; Magnoliopsida; Poales; Poaceae. The transcript has 2 exons. The record is from RefSeq and is a predicted model, not a curated record. Bases 28 to 576 code for a protein of 182 amino acids.